AUGGCACGUGAAAAUAUGAGUGGGGAGAGAGUGGUUGUUACCUUGGGACGCGUGUACGAUAGAAAACGUAAGAGAGCACCACACAAGAUCAAGAUCAAAAUCAGAGAGAUGAUGGGGGAGCUAUGGGCUCAAAUGGGAUCACUAAUGGCAACUAUGGUGUUCAUGUACACCAUGUUUGAGCGAUUCUUCCCUCCUCACUUUCGUGAUCGUCUUCAAGCCUAUACUCAAAAAAUGACCAACCACUUUAACCCUUACAUCCAGAUAACCUUUCCUGAGUUCUCAGGGGAAAGACUCAAGAAGAGUGAAGCAUACACUGCCAUCCAAACCUACCUCAGUGCAAACUCAUCUCAAAGAGCCAAAAGACUCAAAGCUGAAGUGGUGAAGGAUAGCCAACACCCGCUAGUCCUCAGCAUGGAUGACAAUGAAGAGAUCACUGAUGAGUUCCAAGGUGUCAAAGUGUGGUGGAGUGCUAGUAAAAUAAGCACCAAUCCACAGAGAUACAACCCUUUCUCUUACUAUGGUUCCUCUGAUGAGAAAAGGUACUACAAACUUACUUUCCAUAAAAGCUACCGUGACAUCAUCACCAUGUCUUACAUAAAGCAUGUGUUGGAGGAGGGGAAGGAAAUUGAGAUGAGAAACAGGCAGCUGAAGCUUUACACCAACAAUCCUAGCAGUGGUUGGUAUGGUUACAAGCGGUCAAAGUGGAGCCACAUAGUGUUUGAGCACCCUGCCACUUUUGAAACACUAGCCAUGGAUCAGAAAAGGAAGGAAGAUAUCCUAAAAGACCUUGUUAAGUUUAAGAAGGGAAAGGAUUAUUAUGCAAAGAUAGGCAAGGCUUGGAAAAGAGGUUAUCUUUUGUAUGGUCCUCCAGGGACUGGGAAGUCUACCAUGAUAGCUGCUAUUGCUAAUUUCAUGAACUAUGAUGUGUAUGAUCUUGAGUUGACAGCAGUCAAGGACAACACUGAGUUGAGAAAGUUGUUGAUUGAAACUCCAAGUAAGUCUAUUACAGUGAUUGAGGACAUUGAUUGUUCACUUGAUCUUACUGGACAGAGGAAGAAGAAGGAAGAGGAUGAGAAUGAAGAACCAAAAGAUCCUAUGAAGAGGAAUGAAGAGGAGAGUAGCAAGAGCAGCAAGGUAACUCUAUCUGGGUUGUUGAAUUUUAUAGAUGGGAUUUGGUCAGCUUGUGGAGGUGAGAGGAUCAUCAUUUUCACCACAAAUUAUGUGGAGAAACUUGACCCUGCUCUCAUUAGGAGAGGGAGGAUGGAUAAGCACAUUGAGAUGUCCUAUUGUUGCUAUGAUGCAUUCAAGGUGCUAGCCAAGAACUACUUGGAUAUUGAGUCUCACCUAUUGUUUAGUAGAAUUGGGAGAUUGUUGGAAGAGACAGAAAUGUCACCUGCUGAUGUUGCUGAGAAUCUAAUGCCAAAGUCUGUGGAUGAAGAUGUGGAGACAUGCUUGGAGAAAUUGAUUAAGGCUCUUGAGGUUGACAAGGAGGAAAAAGCAAGGAAAAAGGCUGAAGAAGAAGCAGAAAAGAAGUUGGAGGAGAAACAGAAGGAAGAAUCUACUCAGAUGGAGGAAAUAAACAAAGAAAAAACCAAGGAGAAUGUGAAGGAAAAUGGUUUUCAUUGA
Molecule: messenger RNA, 1626 nt
Organism: Sphenostylis stenocarpa
Lineage: Eukaryota; Viridiplantae; Streptophyta; Magnoliopsida; Fabales; Fabaceae
Source: the annotation of a GenBank genome assembly